Molecule: messenger RNA, 1819 nt
Organism: Orbicella faveolata
Lineage: Eukaryota; Metazoa; Cnidaria; Anthozoa; Scleractinia; Merulinidae
Biological process (GO): base-excision repair
Cellular component (GO): mitochondrion; nucleus
Molecular function (GO): zinc ion binding; DNA-(apurinic or apyrimidinic site) endonuclease activity; phosphoric diester hydrolase activity
Source: RefSeq, a predicted model, not a curated record
AAUUCGCGGAAAGAACGCAAGAUCUCAAACUCGUUCCCUGAUCCUGUCCGGAAAAUUACGAAAGUGGAAAGACUGGAUCUAUUGUAGCACUCCCCCGAUCCAAUCUUCCGCCGUCCGCAGAAAAAAGAUGGCGGCCAGAACUGUAUAGGCUGCUACUUUUCUUUGAGUCUUUUUGACACCAGGUAUUCAACAUGAGACGGAGUGUUCGUUUGGCAGCUAGAGCAGUCGAUGAAAUAACUUCUCGAGCUGCUGAAGUUGCGCAAAUCUCAGGAUCGACAUCGGCAACAAACUCUACGGGAAAAGAGGAAAAGGCGGGAACGAGAAAGCCCCAGAAAUCCACGGCGACGAAACGGACCCGAGAGAAAAGCACUACUGAUCAAGACGAAAAUGAACAGAAAGUGAGUACACUGAACAGCUCAGCUAUCACUGAAGAAAAAGUUAAACCCAAAAUCAAAAGAAUGAAAACAGACGAUUCGGAUGUGCACACGGCGAUAAAAUAUGAAGAUGACAUUCAGUCAUUGUUUAACCAGGAGAAGCUUGUUGGAGCUCAUGUGUCUAUUGGUGGAGGGCUCCACAAUGCAGUGGCUGAGGCACUGGCUAUAGGUGCUAAAGCUUUUGGGCUUUUCUUGAGAUCACAGCGCCAGUGGAAAAGCAAACCAUUGGAAGACAAAGCAGCCCAACUCUUCAAAGAAGCUUGUGCCAAAGCCAACUUCUCUCCACAUUCGAUUCUUCCACAUGGUAUUUACCUCAUGAACUGUGGAUCUCCAGACGAGGAAACGCUCUCUAAAAGCCGAUCCACCCUUGUGGAUGAGCUGCAACGCUGUGAAAAGCUGGGGCUCUGUCUGUACAAUUUCCAUCCAGGCUCAACUUGUGGCAAAAUCACAGUUGAAGAAUCCAUUGACAAGAUAGCUGAAAGCAUCAAUUUGGCACACAAGGAAACAAAAUUUGUUGUUACUGUCUUAGAAAAUAUGAGCUGCCAAGGCAAUACUAUUGGUGGCAAAUUUGAAGAGUUGCGAGACAUAAUUGACCGUGUACAGGACAAGUCUCGAGUGGCUGUCUGCCUGGACACAUGCCAUGCCUUUGCCGCAGGGUAUGACAUUGCUUCAGAGAAAGGUUUGUCAAAAACGAUGGAUGAAUUUGACGCUAUCAUUGGCCUCAAAUACCUGAGGGCAGUUCACUUGAAUGACUCUAAGGGAGAGAUCGGCUGUCAUUUAGACAGACAUGAAAAUAUUGGCAAGGGAAAGAUUGGAGUUGAGGCAUUCCGACGUUUAAUGAGAGAUCCAAGGUUUAAUGGUAUCCCUAUGAUUUUGGAGACACCAUGUGCAUCUGAAGACACUUACAAGAAGGAGAUCAAACAGUUGUACACUAUGAUGAAGUAACCAGUUCCUUGGAUUGAGGACUGCAUAGUUGAAAUAAGUUCACAGUUCCAUCUUAAAUUCAAAGUGUAAAUUCUCCUUACUGACCAUAACACAUUUGGUUUAAUGUCAGUUCUGAGAAUGCAGAGGUGGAUCAAGACUAUCCCUCAAUCUGCCUGUCUUUUUAAAUGAGAAAUUAGAAGUAGAUCAUGCACCAAGGCUGUGGUAUAAGAAACAUUACGGUGAGCCCAAGGGUUCCUAACCAUGAAAUCCUGGGUGCCCAGCACUUAAGCUUAUGUUUAAAAAGUAAGUUUUCCCAGUCACCCAAAGACAAGAGUUAGUCGCCUGUGGCAACCGGGAGCUUCUAGAGCACAGCCCUAAUGCACUCUUAAUCAUUUUUUCUCUGAUUACGAUCAGCAAGUGAUUUUACUAUCAACACCAGAGAUGGACCAUUACAUUUCCCG